AUGAAGUCACUUUUUACCCUCGUCUUUGGCUCAGUCCUCGCGGUCUCGUCUGCAUAUGCAUCGGUCAUCCAGAAGAGAAACUCGAAUUCUUGGGCGGGAUCGAAUAAUUACUACCUUCAUGCUUUGCAUCCAGCGGAACAAGCUUCGUACAUAAGUAGUCUGAAGAGUUACGGCACGAAGGUUGUGAGGCUUUGGGUAACACAGGCGUCAGAUGGCUGUGCUAAGUCUUCCAAUACCAGAGCCGUGCCCUCUUAUGAGGACACGAUUGGAAGCUAUAACAAUGAGACGCUCGACGCAGUUGAUUCUGUGCUUUCCCAGCUUCAUGCUGCGGGUAUAAAGGCAAUAAUCUCUCCGCAUGACGCCAAUUUGCUCCCUCCAUCCGGACAAUCAAAAGGUUAUAAUGGAAUUGAUAUCUACGGCAGUACCUACGGGUCCUCUGACUCUUUCUACUCCUCCAACACAGCGAAAGCCCAAUACGACGCCCGCAUCAAGAGUAUUCUUGAGUACACCAGUCCUUCAUUCGGAAAGCAGUGGAAGGACCUGAGCGAAGUCAUCCUAGCCUUCGACAUCCAGAACGAGCCUAUGAUUGCGUCUCCCGGAAAGUUAGCAGACAACGAUCCUGACGAUUGGAUCUGUGGGCGAGCAGGGAAUAUGCGUAGCGUGCUCGGAUCUUCUGCAGUCAAGAUCGCCACCGGUGGCAUCGGCGGCUCUGAAUACUGCUGCGACCAUGAAUAUAACAUCAUCGACAAAGCGCUCUACUGCGACGCCAUCGACAUACUCUCUGUACACGGCUACAUGAGCCAAGCCUCGCAAUGGUCAUAUUUCAUCCCCUCGCUCUCGGACCAAGCCGCAGCGCAGAACAAGCACCUCAUGAUUGAGGAAUGGGGCGUCGGCACCGCCUCCUCGAUGGACAGCAUCGCGGACCAAGCCGCCGUGUUCAACAACAAUGGUGUCCCGUGGCUCUACUGGCAGAUCAUCCCCGGGAAGAGUAUUGACGAGAGCUGCGAUGCGCAAGAUGCAUGCUGUCAUCAGGGCUUGAGCAGUGAUGACACGCAGGACUUCGAGGUUGGGGUUGGUAGCUCGAGAGCGGAUUUCGGGACCUUGAUUAAGACGGCUGACAAGACUGCGGGGAGACAGGAUUGGACGGGUUUUGUAUAUUGA
Molecule: messenger RNA, 1161 nt
Organism: Amorphotheca resinae ATCC 22711
Lineage: Eukaryota; Fungi; Ascomycota; Leotiomycetes; Helotiales; Amorphothecaceae
Product: glycoside hydrolase family 5 protein
Exons: 4
Coding region: 1-1161 (386 amino acids)
Molecular function (GO): hydrolase activity, hydrolyzing O-glycosyl compounds
Source: RefSeq, a predicted model, not a curated record